Prunus mume (Japanese apricot) is the source of this 555-nucleotide messenger RNA. Its product is annotated as putative copper-transporting ATPase HMA5. Lineage: Eukaryota; Viridiplantae; Streptophyta; Magnoliopsida; Rosales; Rosaceae. The record is from RefSeq and is a predicted model, not a curated record. Gene Ontology annotation, cellular component: membrane. Gene Ontology annotation, molecular function: transporter activity; ATP hydrolysis activity; ATP binding.
AUGCAGCCUAUUUUUACUCAGCCUAUGAAAGUGAGAAGCAUAAUGGUUACAGGUGACAAUUGGGGAACUGCAAUUGCCAAGGAAGUUGGAAUUGAAACCGAUAUAGCAGAAGCCAAACCUGAGCAGAAAGCAGAGAAAGUGAAGGAAUUGCAGGCUUCAGGCUACACUGUGGCAAUGGUGGGAGAUGGCAUCAAUGACUCACCAGCACUUGUGGCAGCAGAUGUAGGAAUGGCAAUUGAGGCAGGAACAUACAUUGCAAUUGAGGCAGCUGACAUUGUUCUCAUGAAGAGCAACUUGGAGGAUGUGAUAACUGUCAUUAACCUUUCCAGAAAAACCUUUUCUUGUAUUCGCUUGAACUACAUCUGGGCUUUGGGUUAUAAUGUUCUUGGCAUUCCAAUAGCUGCAAGGGCCCCUUUUCCAUCUACGGGAUAUCGUUUACCACCAUGGAUAGUUGGAGCUGCAAUGGCAACUUCUUCUAUCAAUGUUGUUUGCUGCUCUCUGCUAUUGAAGAAAUACAUUGUUCAUAGGGCACGAUUUUACUUUUUCGUGUCUUAA